This is a messenger RNA of Morone saxatilis (striped sea-bass), 10181 nucleotides long. RefSeq names its product WNK lysine deficient protein kinase 2 (gene wnk2). The record is from RefSeq and is a predicted model, not a curated record. NCBI's taxonomy places the organism in Eukaryota, Metazoa, Chordata, Actinopteri, Moronidae. Gene Ontology annotation, molecular function: potassium channel inhibitor activity; chloride channel inhibitor activity; protein serine/threonine kinase activity. Gene Ontology annotation, biological process: positive regulation of potassium ion import across plasma membrane; intracellular signal transduction; monoatomic ion homeostasis. The coding region runs from base 856 to 7884 and encodes 2342 amino acids. Gene Ontology annotation, cellular component: cytoplasm; cytosol. The transcript has 29 exons.
GGUUGUGCCGUGAAAUAUUCUAGUUUUCUCAAAACCUGAAAGAGAUUAAGACAAGAGCCGUAUCAGCUGGAUAAGAGAUGCGCCGGGAGCCGCCUGCUCCAACCUGAAGGGAAACUGUGCCGCAGUGGGCAUAAUCUGAUAAGCGCUUCUGUCCAUCCUGCGCUCCGCUCCAGGACAACGGCAUGGAGGGGAGACAUAAGUACGUGCGGAUAUAGUUAAAGGAGCAAUGCAGAGAAGCUGAGCUCACACUUCUGGGAACUUAUUCAGAUUUUUUACCCGGAACACCUGCGAUUUAUUUGCAUCAACCAGAGCCCGGGUAGCCGAGUCUUUACAGGGGGAUGACAGCUGCGCACUUGGUCGUCCCGUGAUGUGUCUUUGGGGGGAUUAAUGCGCGGAACAGCCUAAACAUCCUGGCCUGUCCGCAGGAGGCCACUGAUUUAUCUGCGGAACAAAUAACAAUUUUCACACUCUAUCAUGCGCCGGAGCAGGGACAUUAUGCAAUAUGUGGAGGAAACUGUCUCCGUGAGCUCAUAGGUUGAACUGGCAAUGACAUCAGGCUUAACUUGAAUAUAGCUCUGUGCUGUAUUGCAGCAAGGUGGACCGGGGCGUGAGGUGGCGGCAGGGAGCAAUGCGCGCAUCCUCCGAGCUGGACAUUUUGUGGGGGAUGCUGUGUGUCCUAAACAAAUUCAAGGCAUUAUAAGGCCAUACACCCCGAGCUGGCGAACUGCGUCACUGCAUGCGAGUGUUGCAGGUAGGCAGCCAACUCUCUCCCACCACCACCACCACCGGGAGAGCAGCAUGCUCAUCAUCACCCCCACACAAUGUCGCUGCUAAGUGUUUAACAAGGUACUGAGGAUGGAUUCGGCGGACGAUUCAAGAAAAGAUCCGCCACUGGGAUCCACGUUUUCCUCAGCACCCAAUUUAGACUCGGACAUUAAUGCAAAUGCCCAUAGGCCUGUUUAUGAGAACGGGACGGACCACAAUGUCAACAUCCAAAACGCAGCCCUGCGAGGAGCGAGUGACCCCAGCGCGUACCCGUCCACAGACUACCAGGGGCUGAUCCGCCAGAGGUUCAUCCGGCGCAACUUAUGGGUGUCAGACUCCGAGGAGCAGCCGGUGGACACGGCGGAGUGUGUCAUCAGCAGCCCGGUGCUCACCAUAGACCUGAGGACCAUCGUCGAUCGGAGUCUGACCCGGGCUCUGCACGGAACCCGGCUGGGCCUCCGGGAGACUUCGAGCCCGGAAAGCCAGGUGGGGCUGAAGGACAGCGCCACUGAGAGCGUGAGCACCGAUGGGGAGAAGGGGGAGAGAAGCGAAACCGAGCCAAAGGCAGAGGUCGUGCCCUCGGAUGUCACAGGUAAAGCAGGAAGUGACGAGAACGAAGAGGAGCCCGGGAUGAAGGCUGUGUCCACCUCACCUGGGGGCCGCUUCCUCAAGUUUGACAUAGAGCUGGGAAGAGGGUCCUUCAAGACCGUCUAUAAAGGUCUUGACACCGACACCUGGGUCGAAGUGGCAUGGUGUGAACUCCAGGAACGGAAACUGUCCAAAGCUGAGAGACAGAGGUUCAAGGAGGAGGCAGAGAUGUUAAAGGCUCUCCAGCACCCCAACAUCGUGCGAUUUUAUGACUUCUGGGAAUCACCGGUUAAAGGGAAGAAGUGUAUUGUUCUGGUGACAGAGUUAAUGACCUCAGGGACACUAAAAACGUAUCUGAAGCGUUUUAAGGUGAUGAAGCCUAAAGUUCUCAGAAGCUGGUGCAGGCAGAUUCUCAAAGGCCUCCACUUCCUCCACACAAGGACUCCUCCAAUCAUCCACAGAGACCUGAAGUGUGACAACAUCUUCAUCACUGGUCCUACAGGCUCUGUCAAAAUAGGAGACCUGGGCUUGGCAACACUGAAGAGGGCCUCCUUUGCCAAAAGUGUUAUUGGCACUCCAGAGUUCAUGGCCCCAGAGAUGUAUGAGGAGCACUAUGAUGAGGCUGUGGAUGUCUACGCCUUUGGAAUGUGUAUGCUGGAGAUGGCCACCUCAGAAUACCCCUAUUCUGAGUGUCAAAAUGCUGCUCAGAUCUACCGCAAAGUCACAAGUGGGGUGAAACCUGCUAGCUACAGUAAAGUCAGUGACCCAGAAAUUAAGGAAAUAAUCGGGGAAUGUAUCUGUCACAGAUGGGAAGAAAGGUACUCCAUCAAGGACCUCCUGAAUCAUGCAUUCUUUGCGGAGGAUACAGGCGUGAGGGUGGAGCUCAAUGAAGAGGAUGAUGGAAAGAAAUCGUCCAUUGCUCUGAAGCUGUGGGUCGAGGAUCCUAAAAAGCUGAAGGGGAAGUACAAGGACACUGGUGCCAUUGAGUUUACCUUUGACUUAGUGAGCGAGGUCCCAGAAGUCGUUGCCCAAGAAAUGGUGGAAUCAGGUUUUUUCUUGGACUGCGAUGUGAAGAUAGUUGGGAAGUCCAUCCGGGACCGCGUGGCUCUUAUCAAGUGGAGGAGGGAGCGGACUGUCUCGCCAGGAAAUGGUGAGGCAGCUGUGAAGAAGACGCAGCAGAACCUACUGCAGGUGCCCGGUACCAGUGUACCACAGGCAGCCACAUUAGCUACGACAGAUUAUGAGGAUCAAGAGGUGGAGCAGCAGACCCUGAUCUGCACCGUGCCAGCUACCACGUCUGCCACAUCUGACAGUGGGGUGAGCUCUGCCAUGCAAUUAGAUGAUCUAAACAAUCAGCAAAAUGGCCCCUACCAGUCACUUCCAGAGCCCAUUUCCACAGCUCAGAUGAUCUACAGUCCUCCUGCACAGGCUGACCCUCAACUGCACCAGGGGCCCUACCAGCAACCCACAGCACAGGCCUCACAUGAAAACUACACUCAAGCAUCCACUCAAUUACACCAGGGACCCUACCAGCAAACCACAGGUCAGCUGCAUCCUGGGGCCUAUCAGCAGCCUGCUGCACAACUGCACCAGGGGCCUUAUCAGUCUCAAACAACAGUUUCUGCUCCGGCUACGCCAGCCCCUAUUGUGCACCAGAGUAGACAGACAGCACAGAACUUCCCAGCUGCAGCCCCUACUCCACAGCCACAGCUUACUGCCCAACCCAGCCAGGAGCAGUGCCAUCUCCAAACAGCUGGUGUCCUGCCCCAGCUGUUAUCUGCUGACCAGCCUACAUCUCACCUGAGUCCUCCUGACUUACCUACCAGUUUCCCACAGUCAGUCUCCAGUGCUUCUCCCCCACUCCUGCCCCUGCAGAUCAGCACACAGUUUCCCUCACCAUAUUCCAUUACUCAAACAGGGGGCAUAAAGCCUCCUCCCUUACCUCUAGGUCCUUUGCCAUGUGCCUACAGCAGUGGCCCUCCUUUGUCUAGCUCCCACUACUCACAUUCACCCCACCACCCCUCCCUUCCUUUGACCCCUCAUGCUGCCUUUCCCUCUAAAUCUACUCUUGGCACCCCUCAGACCCCUCUGUCCACACCUCAACACGUGCCUAGUUUGGCACUCCCUAUUCCACUUCAUGCCAUGGCCAUGUCCCCUGCAGUGUCCCAGCAGCAGGGCGGCCCUUUUACAUCUCAGACAAACCUUGGUAGCUUCCAUACCACCCGUCCCUUACCUCUCUCCCAGGUACAAAUCACCCCAUACCCCGCCCCCCACCCUGAGCAGGAACUGGCUGAGCAGCCUGUCCAGGUGCAGACGAUUGCUCCACAGGGGAAUUUGGGAGAUGUUCACCUUUUGGCUCCAGUCCACCCUGUCUUGCCUGCUGUUCAGACUCCUCUCUGGGGAAGUGGAGUAGAUGCGGAAACUACUGCAGCUAGCCUAGACUUAACUGUAGCCCCUACAGUUGCAGCUCCAGUCCCAGCCCCAGCCUCAAUCCCAGUCUCAGCUACAAUCUCAGUCUCAGCUACAGCCCAUGUCGAAACUCAAGCCCCAGCACAAACUCCAACUCUGGUUGCAGCACAAAACCAACCACCAGUCCCAGUAACAGCUCAAGCUGCAGCCAUGCCUCAAACAUCAGCCUCAACCCUUGUUGUUCCAAUGGCAGUGCAAGCUUUAGCCUCAGCCCCAGUUCAAGCACCAGUCUCUGCAUCAGGUCCCACUUUUGAACCACCAAGAAGCUCAUCUACGAGCUCAGACAAUCUUGCAAGUGGUAAACCCAAACUCUCAGUCCCAGGUUUAGCCUCUACCCCAAUCCCUGUCACGCUGCCAUCCUCUGUUCAAUCUGCAGCCCCUGCUCAUACUCCAGCUCCUGUCGCAGUUUCAGUCCCAGCUCCAGUUCUGCAGCCUGCUGGCAUCCAGACAGCAGUUUCACUGUCUGAGUGUGCCAACCUGGCCACAACUCAGCAAAACCUCGAGUCGACAUCUGCAUCUAGCACCCUUCAACAAGAGCCCUCUUUAGAGGAUGUGCUUCAGGACAAACCCACAUCUUUACCCAGUUAUGCCUAUGACAGUCUCAACUCUGAUGUGGCAUCUGGUAAGGAAACAAGUGAUGGCUACGAGAGCCUGGCCAGCGGAGGGAAGGGGGACGGAAAACCCAGAAAACACCACCGCAAGUCUGCCCGCACACGUUCCCGGCAAGAAAAGACCAGCAAACCCAAACUGAGCAUGCUCAAUGUUUGCAACACUGGUGAUAAAAUGGUGGAAUGCCAGCUGGAGACUCACAACCACAAAAUGGUGACAUUUAAAUUUGAUCUGGAUGGAGAUGCUCCGGAGGAAAUUGCUACUUACAUGGUAGAAAAUGGCUUUAUCCUGCUGUUAGAGAAAGAGAUCUUCAUUGACCAGCUAAAGGACAUUGUGGAUAAAGCUGAAGACAUGCUGAAUGAAGACUUGGAGGGUGAAAGGGCCUCCACCUUGAGUUGUAGUCCUCAACAAUGCCAAAUUUCUGAAGGGCUGCUAGGAGAGAGUCAGCAGCCUGGAGCACCGCAGCCUGUCUACCAGCAGAAUGUUCUUCAUACAGGAAAGCGAUGGUUCAUAAUAUGCCCUGUAGAGGAGACGCCCACAUCCAGCCAGGAGACCCCAUCUGAUGGAACAACUACGCAGUCUCCUGGGAGCUCAGUCACUACCCAGCCUGCUGACAGUGGCACUGCAAGGCCAUCCAGAGAAGAGGGAUCAUCCUCCACAAUGUCUGGUGGAAGUGGAGGCUUCACAUACGAUGUGUAUGGAUUCUGUAGCCCUCCGAUAAUGUCCAACACAGACCCUCUUCUCUUGGCUACUCUGUCUCCCCCUGUGUCUGCUCCCCCGACCCUUCAGUCAGUGUCAUCAGCGGAGCCUGUCGGCAGCUCUGUGCAGCCCAGCGUUCACCAGGCUCAGCCAGCCAGAGCUCAAACUUUGCCCCCCUCAUCCCCACAUACGUCUUUCCCAGUUGAUGAGUCACAGGGAUCCCCUUUGGGCUCCAUCUCCCCGAUCCACGCAGCUCAGCAGAUGCCUGACAUGACAUGUCCUGUUUCUAUGGCUGACGAGGUGCCCUGUUGCCCUCUGGUCAUGCCCCUGUCUUUGGAUGUGAGCGGUUUACAGGGUGGAUCUCCUCUCACUCCUCUUCCACUCCAGGAGCCAGGUUCAGCCAAAGAGCCGUUGUCUAUCUCUUAUGCCUCUGCAGCACGGAGCGAGCGCUCACAGCAGCCUGUGGUGCUCCACCAGCCUUUUUCUAGUGUGGGAGGGACCAAAGUGCCCUCACUACCCCAGAGCCCAGCACCAUCCCAGCACGGUGCAGGGCCCGGGGAGUCAGAUGGCGAAGGACGGCUGGGCCGUGGGGGCUUUGUGGACAGCACCAUAAAAACACUGGAUGAGAAACUAAGGAACUUGCUCUACCAAGAAUAUGCUCCCAUGUAUCCAUCAGGCAGUGCUGCAGAGACACCAGGCUCUUGCACCGAGUACAUCCAGUCUCCUCCCGGUCCAGACAGUGCCACAGGAGGGUCAGGAAACAGCACACCAGGGCCAAUGGGGGAGGGACGGUACAGGGCAGGAGAACAACUUCCUCAAAUUCCAGAGAGAAUGGAUAGUUUGAGCACACUGAGUGACUCAGCCGUGUGUGCCUCCUUGUCAAGAAGACACGUCCCUCACUCUGCAUCCUGCUCUGGAACAAAAGGCCGAUUUAAGAUAAUCUCUGUUCCUCCUGAGGUGGCUAACAGACGAGAUGUGAAGCAAAGGAGCUGGAGCAGCGCUGCCUCACCGGCACACCCUGUAGGAUACAGUUCAGAACACGUUCAGGUUGAGGCCAUGACUGCCUCCACCACAAUUGGCCGUUUCUCCGUUGUUAGCACUGAAGAUGACAUUACACAGAGGACACGUUGCAGCCGCUACUCUGCCCCACCUGAUUUCUACCUGGACACACCUCCUUCCAUGGCCAAGCGGGGCUCUGUGCCUCGUGCCCUGACCUCGCCCUCUGUCCCUGUUGAUGUUACGAUCCAUGCUCGUUUUCUCUCCUCCGACUCUGGGGCUGAGAGCAGCCCUGCAAAACUGGCUCCCGCCACCCCAUCCCAACAUACUCGCUCUGAGCGCAGAGGAAGUGACCUCAUGAAGAGGGCAGUGGCCUUCCUCCGCCGGUCAGGACGUAGCAGCAGUGUGCAGAGCUCUGACUCCCCAAGUAGGCAUGGAGGUGUGCACGGCUCGGCCUAUGCCAGCAGCGAUAAUGACUCAGAGAUGGAGGACUCAGACAUGAAGAGGGAACUACAGAGACUCAGGGAGAAACAUCUGAGGGAGAUCUCUGAGCUGCAGGCCAAUCAGCGGGGGGAAGUGGAGCUGCUGUAUCGGCGACUUGGUAAAGCCCCUCCUCCUGGCCUGGGUCUCUCACAUGUUACACCGCAUGCCGGCCGAAGAAAGAGGUCCAGCAAGCACAGACUGAAGCCUGGCAAACUUCUCAGCCCUCUGGUUCAACAGUUCAGAAAUGUCACAACCAAAAGUAGUGACUCCAGUCGAUCCAGUGCUGCUACAGGUACAGGUGAGCCCACAGUGAGUUUAAAUGGCUCUCCAGCCAAAGGGUCUUUCCCCACUCACGGUAGGGCACGGUCAUGCACCAGCCACCUUCCUAGCUCGACCUCAGAGCCUGUGCAGACUCAGCAGCCCUGUUCCCUCAAGGGCUCUUUGUCUUCUGAUAAUAUUUACGCUGGACUACAUGGAGAUGGCACCGGCACACAAGCUCCACCCGGACAAGGCUGGUCUAAUUACCCUCAAACAUCUGAGAGAGUGACCUAUAAAUCGAGUAGCAAGCCACGAGCUAGAUUUCUCAGUGGGCCUGUGUCUUUGUCUAUCUGGUCAACACUGAAGCGACUGUGUCUUGGCAAAGAGCGUGGCAGCAGGUCUGGAGCCGGGCCAGGGGCUUUUAAUCCAUCACAGCAGCCACCUACCGGUGCCACACCACCUUCUCAUCAGCCAGUGAUGGGACUAGCCCAAGCUCAGGCCAAUAACAGCAACAACAAGACAGGCACAUACAUUGGCACAUCCAUGAGUUUUAAUGAACACAACCUGCCUGAAGACUUGCAACGGCUGAUGGACGACUGGGCCCAAGAGGUUCUUAUUGUCACCCACAGGCCGCGCACUAACUCUCUGAGCAUCAGCGGGCAGCAGCUUUGGAAUCAGGUUGUGCCUCGAACACAUGGACAACUGACGAGUGCUUCAGAUGUAUCAUCGUGGACAACCCCAGGCCAAGAGGCCUGCAGCCUUCCCCUGUCGUGGCCUGACAGCCCUGGGUCAACAAUGAUGACCAGCCUCACCACAGGGCCCCAUCCCUGUUAUCAGCUACACUCCUCUGCUCCAGUCAGGGCCAUGUCCUCACCUGUCUCUGUUAACCAGGGGCCUGGGUUUCUCUUCCCCAUUACUUCAGGAGUCUUUGCCUUUCCUGCUGUGCGCUCAGCCCAGGACACCCCUAGCACCACUCCAUCAUAUCAGCCACCCAACCCCAAAGCCAGGACUCUCUAAUAUGAGUAGCAUUGUGUCUUCCAAUUCUGUUACCAAAAAGAAAUCUCAUGAUAGCUCAAGUCAGUCUUAUGUGCAUACACUGUAUAUAUUUAACCAGCAUGGAUUUAACCAUUUGUACAUACUUGUCUCCAUUUCUGAGUUUUAUGUUAUUUGCUUCAUUUGCAUCAACAUACCUCAUGUGCAUAUUACAGUACAUAAUCCUCGAGUGCAGUAUAAUGGUAGUAGUACAUUAAAAUAUGUAUAAUUAGCCCAAUCAGGCUUAACAUUUUUGUCAUUGCUUAUGUAUGUACCUUACCACCCACGGAAUGUACAUAAUGUACUGUUCAUCCAUGCUGUGUUUAUAUAAAUAGUUCAUGUUUGUGUUGCUCAUAGCACCCCAAUAUUUAAGCUGCCGUGUGUAUAUAUGAAUUCUUGUUAGUCUGUACAUAGCUCCCGUGUUUGUACAGUUAACAUUAGAUAAUCCAUAGGUUGGUGCUGCAGAUAUGUGUCUUAAUGCAACACCUUAUUAGCCAACAUCAUGCCGUCACUGUGAAGACUUGACAUCCUGGUCACUAGGGCCGGUUGCUUUAUUCUGCUCUCUCAGUCCAAGGAUAGGUUUCAUUCUUCAUCGGUGAAAUGCUUCCAGCACAAGCGCUUGAAAUAUCCUUAAGAGAUUUGAAUGAACUUGAAUUUUAUCUUCAGGUGAUGAACACCUGUGAGAGUGCCUUGAAUUGCAGUUUCAAUUUUAUGAAGAAAAGCAUUUAGAUUCAAAGCAGACACUAGAUAUUCUAUAUAUGCUUUCACCUUCAAAGGUAAAUUAUGUGAUUUGAGUAAUGAAUGUGGAUUGAAACAUAUUUAAUUUAACGACAAAACACAAUUAAACACUAAUCUGGUCAUGUUGCGGUUCAUAAAAUAUCACAGAUUGUAAAAGAAAUCUUGUUCACUGAAGUUUUAUUAUGGGAUUGCUUUGCCACCUGCACCACCGCCUGCAUGAAUACAUUGAUAUUCUGAAUGUGCACAGGUUAAUGUGGUGACUUACAGGAGGAUAUUGUUACGUAAAACUGGCACUGAAAACCAUACGACAAGGAGGGCUGAAGGACUCAACAUACGAGUCAAAAUCAUAAUCAUACCGUACCUCUACUAAUGCAAUCUGUAGCUUUACAUAUUGUUGCCUUUGUGGUUUUUAAGAGAUUACUGUGUGGUUGGUUGUUGUUUGAUAAAUGAUGAUGAUAUGAUGAUGUUAGAGGCACUUGAAGAAUGUGAAUUAUGUGAGAAGCCACCACUGUUUGACAUGUUAUUUGUACAAUGCUUAGGUUUUCUAAAUUGUGUUUAUUAUAUCCUGGCCUCACAAGAUCAUCUGGCUCAUACAGCUAAUUCUAUGUAUUAUGGCUAACUCAACUCUCCAGCAAAUAUUACACUAUCACAGUUUCAGUUAUUUCAAUAGUACGGCCUCAAAAACAUCACUCACUUUCAAUACUUCUCUUUUAUAACUUCUACAAUUCUCUCUGAAGAAUAGUUUGUGGAAUGCAUCAAUGAUUGUAUGUAUUCUGCACAAAAAACAAAGCUGUGGAAAAAAUCUGUGUAGUCAAGAAGUAGGAUGAGUAUAAUGAGUCAGUUCUUCAAAACUUCAAAACUACUGAGCGCUAUUAUCGACAAAUUGCUUAUUGCAGUUGAAGAAUGAACUUAACAGAACAGUUAUUUUGAUCUUUCCGUGGCUCCCCAGUUUCCCAAAUCAUAGGCCGGUCAAAUUUAACAUGCUUUUUACAGAAUUGCACUUUCAUACAGUUGGGUGACUCAGAAGAGGCUGAUAAUAAAGGGAACAGACAAACGUAUCUUGAUUUUCUGCUCCAGAAAAGCUGGAACCUACAUUUCCCACAAUUCAGUAUAUUCAAACUCUUGCCAGAGCCACAGAAGUAUAGGACAGUAAACAUUAUAGGCUACAACAGUUUUCACAGGCUAAGUAGUACAACUCUUGAUAAGUGAACUGAAUUUCAUGUGUAAAAUCGGUGAAGUGCCCCUUUCUAAAAUCCUUCCAUGUUUGCACAAUAUUUUGAUUUGAAAUGAAUAUUUGUCUUAAAGGCAGAAUUUCUUCCAUGAUGAUAUAUAGAUUUUUUUUUUAGCUCAUCUCCUAUGCAGCUUUUUUCUUUGUGCUUUACACAGUAACUCCUGUCUUUGAUCUCUUUAAUGCUUGCAAUGAAAGCUAGGUGUAUGAUUGCUUUUGCUUGCUGUAUCACCUGUUUCCCCCACCAUUUCCUGACCUCGUCCGAUGGGUACUCUUUCACAAAAGCUGUACAUACUUGAAGACAGAAAUAAUAAAU